AUGGCUGGACACGCAUCCGCAGCCCCGUCGCUGACCGUCUUUGAGGAGAAGGACGAGGAGAGCGAGGAUGGCGCGGCUCGAGCUGAGCAGCAGCGACCGGCAUCCGUCCCAUCUGCUGCUGCUGCGACUCAGUCUCAAUCGAUCAGCAGUGACGAUGCAGCAGCAGCAGCAGCAGCGGUGGGCAGCUUGCUCGCCUCGCCAACAGCCAGCAGCAGGAGACGCAAAGCAACCGUCUCGUUCAGCGACAAUCCAAUCACAGAGCCAACAACCGCCUCAGCAUCAGCACCAGCAUCAGCACCAACAGGAACAACAGCAGGAACAGCAUCGCGACGGCGGCGGAGGACGACAAGCAAGUCGCAGCUGCAGGAAGAGGACGAAGAGGCGAUUGCCGCUGCAGAGAGCAUUGAGCAGGCCGCCAUCGCUGCACGAGCAUCGACAUCGACAUCGACAUCGACAUCGACACCAGCGUCGGCUGCAUCGUCUGCAUCGUCUGCUGGAGUUGGUGCAGCAGCAGCAGCAGCAGCAGUCAUGUCGGGUAGCCCAGUCGCUGCUGCAGCUGCUGCCGGCUCUUCCCCUUCGUCUGCGUCCGGCUCGCCCGUCCUCGCAUCAGCUGGGUCUGGAGCCAGCUUGCUUGCGUCUCUGGGAGGGACUGCUGCCAGUGCUGCACCGUCAGGCGCUGCCGAGCCCGAGCCGACCGCUCCGUCUGCCACCGCUCCUGCUGCUGCUGCUGCUGCUGCUGUGCCUCCGUCCGCACUGGCAUCGGCAUCCCGUGGAGCGAAUAUCACACUGGCAUCCACGGGCGACGCUCACCAGCGGCCGACGCGGGACCGGAGCUCCUCCAUUGCUCCACUGCAUCCUCCAUCCUCGAUGACUGCCCAAGCAUCAGCAGCGGGCCCUUCGUCGUCCACGCCGUCUCCAUCAUCCUCCAACUUGGCGUCUCCAACGAUGGCCUCGCUGCUGGCGGCACAGUCGCCCAUCAGCAGCAGCGUCAACGCCGAGGCAGUCGCCAAAAUUGCCAAGGUCAACAGCUCGCGCCCGUACUCUGCCGGUGGUGGAGCAAACACUGCCAGUAAUAGUAGUAGUGGUGGUAGUAGUAGUAGUAGUAGUAGUAGUGGCGGCGGCGGUGUCGGGGCGGCUGCCGGUGGAAUGAUGGGCUCGACCGGUGCUGCUCAAGGCGUCGCUGGCGGAACGGGCGUUCCGGGCAUGCGGCCGCUGGGAUCGAGCUCGGGCGAGUUUGUCGGAUUGUAUGACUUUAAGGAAACGCUCGGACGUGGCCAUUUUGCCGUUGUCAAGCUGGCCGAGCACGUGUUCACGGGCGAGCAGGUCGCGGUCAAGAUUAUCGACAAGACAAAGCUCGACGACGUUGCCAAACGCCAUCUCUUCCAGGAAGUGCGGUGCAUGAAAAUCCUCAAUCACCCCCACGUCAUUCGCCUGUUUGAGGUCAUGGACACGGCAGCCAAACUGUACAUUAUCAUGGAAUGGGGCGCCGGCGGCGACCUCUACGAAACAAUCACGCGCAACGGCAAGCUCGAGGAGGACGUGGCCAGGUCGUACUUUCGUCAGAUUCUGUCGGCCAUCGAGUUUUGUCACUCGCUGCACAUUGUGCAUCGCGAUCUCAAGCCCGAAAACAUUCUCUUUAGCGGCGGCUCCAUCAAAAUCACCGACUUUGGGUUUUCCAACUCGUACGAGCAAGGGCAAAAGCUGCAAACCGCGUGCGGCUCGCUCGCAUACUCUCCUCCCGAAGUGCUUCUUGGCGACGAGUAUGACGGUCCAGCUGUGGAUAUCUGGAGCCUCGGAGUCAUAUUGUACAUGAUGGUGUGCGGAUCUCUGCCCUUUCAAGAAGCGGGCGCCUCGGAAACGAUCGUGCACAUUAUGGAAGGACGAUUUACCAUCCCCGCUCACGUGUCCAGCGAGUGCGCAGACCUCAUUCGAGGCAUGUUGAUUGUCGAACCCACGAAGCGCAUGUCACUGAGCGUGAUCAAGCAAACAGCGUGGAUUACUGCUGCUGACGACACCCCCAUUGAGGUCAAGGAACCCGUCUUUGACAUUGCCAACUUGCCUCCGCACGAGCAGGAGCUCGUCUUCCAGCGCCUCAAAGAAAUUGAUAUUGAUCGCGAAACUGUGCUCAAGUCACUUGCGUCCGACGCCUAUGACCACGUCACUGCGACAUUCUACUUGCUCGCGCACCAGCACAUGAAGCGGUUGCAAAAGAAACCGCCGCCCAUGCUGAACAAUUUGAAGCGGAAAAACUCGCUACCCUACCGGCUUCCAUCCACCGACAGUGGAUUGAUUGAGCUGCGAGCCCGCCUCGAGGAGGACGGUGCGGACGACGCGCCUUCGCCCAGAGGACUUGCAUCAGAAAGUGGCAGCUUUGCCCCUCGUCUGAGCGCCCGCAAUUCCAGCGGCGGCCUGUUCGAUUCGCGCAAUCGAAACGCCUCACCCUCAUCCUCGCCGUUCGCGUCCCCGCGAAAGCCAAGCACCCCUGAAUCAGGCGCGCUAGGCUCGCCUGGAUUUUCUCGUGUUCGCUCCCACACUCUGAACUCGUCGUCGCUUGGGCCAUCACCGCUUUCCGGUGGACUGUCGAGCGGUUUGAGCAGCGGCGGGGCUGGUGGCCGACUCGGCGAAGCAACCAAUCUCCCGUCCAUCAGCACAUCGCCGUCCAAGAACGCGAGCCACCUGCUCGCCGGCAAGGGAUUCCUUGGCCAUGCAUCGCCGGACGUACGGCUCGAUGUUUCAGACCACGGAGGCUAUGGCAGUGCGCCGCAGUCUCCAUCCACCCGAGGACCCGUGCAGCCUCUCCCUCAGCCACGGCGCAGCAUGACUCCCGACGCCAUUUUCAAUUUUGAGUUUGACAACCACCAUUCGUCCGAGUCGCCUGCCGCUCCGGCGCCUCUUCAAGCGCCUGCAGUCACAAGUCUGGCCCAGAGCUUGCUGCCACAGCGUCGCGGGUCGCUAACGCUGAUCGGACGUCCGGCAGUCGCUUCCUUCGCCGAGGAAGCCAGUGACGAGGAAGGAGCAGAAGAGGACGCAAAAGAAGACGAGGCGGAAGAAGAGGAAAAGGCAUCGGAAGCCGGCGGCGAUGACGACGAGUCGGAUUCAACGCCGCCGCUGACUUUGGACAGCACGACAAAAUGGCCAACCAGCACGGCGGGGGCGCGCGAAACCGGCACCUUCCGUCGCCAACCGGGCGCUGCUCCGCCUUCAGCGCCAUCGUCUGCCGACACUUCCAUCGAGACUGUCCUCGCCAGCUCUGCCCCAAGCAGCUCGAAAAUGUCGAAUGGGACAUUCCCUCGUAGCACGUCUCUCAGUGGAAUUGUUGCGCUGGCGUCCAGUGAUCAGCCCGGCGCUGCAAAAAUGGCCAGUCCUCAGGAUGAGUCAAGCGCCACCCAGUUCAGUCCCUUGGGUGCGAAUGCCCAAAAGUCGCGCAUGUCCCUCUCAGCGCAACACUUGUCAGCUGCUGUGCAACAGGGUGGCGCCUCGGCGCCGCUCAACAUCAAAGCGACGCGUGUCACACCGCUCAGCUCCUUCAAGGCGUUUGGCGCCAGCAGUGGAAGCGGCCUUGCUUCGCCCAUCUUUGUGCGCCGAGCGUCCAGCGCGUCCAUUAGCUUUGACAACCGACCAUCGCCUGUCGCAACUCCGUCCCCCAAAAGCCCAACACUGACGCCGUCCUUAACUCCGUCAGCGGAUGCGUUCGUGAACGGCUCGCCGCUUUCUGCUGUUGUCAACAAUGCAGAUCCGCCGGCUUCCCCGUCACGCAUCGCCUCCGCCGAGACUGCGGCUGCAAAGUCGCCGUCAACGACAACCUAUGCAGCGUAUGUCGCAGCCCAUGGACGGCCCACCAAUCACAUAUUUACACCCGUGGCAUCGUCAGCCAAGGCGUCGUCAGUGCCGCUAGGCUUGGACCUCUCGGGCACCCCAUCGCCAGCCCCGAUUCUUCAGGCGAGCGUGGGCGUCUCGCCCGCAAGCACACACGCCACAUCGUCCCCCAGCGCCACGGCCCUUUCGUCAGAGUCAACGCUUGAACCGGACUCGAGCCAGUCAGCCCCAAGUCCAGCGCAUUCGGCCUUUAGCAUGCGGCUUGGCGGUGCAGACACCAAGCCGGAAGCUCGGCAGGCGCCGACGCCCAAUCUCGACAUCCCGCUGCUCUCGCAAAGUUCGUUACCGCUGCUGCCCACGCCCGUCCCUGCUUCUGGUGCGGCGGUUGUUCCUGCAAUGUCUUCUUCCGCUGCGGUCGUCGUCCAGGACUCGAAGAACUCGUUCCGACACUCGGAUCCAUUCCCAGACGUGGGCACUGCUGCACCGGCACACGGCACUUUGCCACACCACGCCAACGCAGGCUCGCCUUCCAAUGAAAGCAACACCUCUCACCCGCUGCGAUUGUCCACGACUGUUGCAACGCGACAAUCGAGUCAUGGAAGUGCUGAUAGCGCAAGUAGCCCGUCCACCACUCUCCCUCCUCCCACUCAAAACCACGCACUGGUCGAUCCAUUUGGAAAGCCGAGCACAUCCCAUCGACACAGCGCGUUGGCGUUAGCUCCAUUUGACUCCUUGUCCAUGACGGCUUCCGACUCGUCAGACAGUCUCGGCAGCAUCACAAUGACCAACCUGGUUUCGGACCGUCGCGCCGGUUCCAUGGGUUGGGGUGAAGACUUUCCUGCUGGCCAAGCCUCGCCAGUGCAGCCGCAUGGUUCAUUUUCUCAGCACAACCCAUCCAUGAAAGCCGCUCCUUCGUCUCCAAACUCUGCUCCAUCGCUCCUGCUCGCAGUGCAUCGCAAAAACAGCAGCCCAGCACCUGUCGCUGCCCCUUCUUCACCGAGUGCUGCUUCUCCUAGCAGUGCUGAGCGGCUGAGCGGUAAGGCCAAGGACGCUUCCGUCGCGGGAGGCUCGAGACUCAGCGUACACCGCGGCAGCUUCCUGGGUUCCCGCGCAAACAAGCAGCAAGACCGCUCUGUCGAUCGAACCAGUUUGCUGGAUAACACGGAUGAGCACAUCGAGGCAAACGACGCAGGCACCUCAUCACCGUUCGCCAUCGACCCCUUACCUGGCCACCUGGAAGAAGAAGCGCCUGGCGGUUUAGACUUUGAAGACGCUCGUGUACCUGGCGCGUUUAGUUCAAGCUUGGCCUCCUCCACGUCGGACUUGCAUCAUCACUCUUCUGGCGAGCACACCCCAUCCACUCGUGCUAGCACCGAACGCUUAAAUUACGCCCUGGACAAUCCAGACAGCUCCAACCUCAUCUCCAAACCAGAACUCAACCAACGGCGCCGCAAGCAAGCAUUGCGGGUGCUGGGUAAUCCGGAACGAGAUGGCGCUCGCUCCCAGUUGUUCUGUCCUGGGGGCUCCUGUGUCGUCAUGUAG
Messenger RNA from Capsaspora owczarzaki ATCC 30864, 5358 nucleotides. RefSeq names its product snrk protein. Gene Ontology annotation, biological process: protein phosphorylation; microtubule cytoskeleton organization; intracellular signal transduction. Gene Ontology annotation, cellular component: cytoplasm. Bases 1 to 5358 code for a protein of 1785 amino acids. NCBI's taxonomy places the organism in Eukaryota, Filasterea, Ministeriida, Capsasporidae. Gene Ontology annotation, molecular function: protein serine/threonine kinase activity; ATP binding; tau-protein kinase activity. The transcript has 2 exons. The record is from RefSeq and is a predicted model, not a curated record.